Molecule: messenger RNA, 577 nt
Organism: Episyrphus balteatus (marmalade hoverfly)
Lineage: Eukaryota; Metazoa; Arthropoda; Insecta; Diptera; Syrphidae
Product: COX assembly mitochondrial protein homolog
Exons: 2
Coding region: 92-469 (125 amino acids)
Cellular component (GO): mitochondrion
Source: RefSeq, a predicted model, not a curated record
GUCAAAAUUUCAAACGUCAGUUUAUUUUAACUUUUAUUUUAACAUAUCGUCCCUUUUGCCCUUUCUUUAUUAAGCCAAAAAUAAAACAAUUAUGGAAUACCAAAAAGAUGCAACCAUUUCUUCAGCAGUUCCUAAAGUUGAUCCUAAAAAUCCUCAUGGAUUAGGUGAUCCAAAUGAUAGAUCCUUACGAAAAGUCGAAGUGGAAGUUCUAAUUCCAAAAAUAAUGCGUGAUCGUGCCAAGGCCGAACAUUGUCUCAAAGAAGUCAAAGCCUUCGAGAGUUGUUGCCGGGACAAUAGCCUUUUGAUGGUAAUCAAUUGCAGGCAACAAAAUGAUGUCCUAAAGACUUGUCUCGCCAAUUGGUACAGCAAUGAAGCAUUCAAAGCGGAAUGCAAGGAAAUCUAUUUGAAAGAAAGAUCCGAAUAUCGUGCAACUGGUAUUCCAAAGAAACACAGAAUGGCUAGGUUGUAAAUGUUAUUUAUUCUUCUAUAUUUUUAUUUUGACUGAACAAAUGCACUGUAGUUAAAUCGUUUAAUAAUAUUUUCUGAAAGAGUAAAUUUGUCCAGAUUCUGUAAGAUA